AAACAAGUUGUGAUACGGGACAUUUCUUGCCACUGUAUUCUUACGUAUGCAGCCCAAUCACGUGUGUGGUCGCUCCUUCUACACGUACUGCCCCGUGCUACACCAGGAGGCGUACUACAGCGCCCACGAGCGCCGCUGCUUGCUCACCACGGCAGACGCCAUGCGCGUAUGCAACCGGUCGCCUAAUCGGUUUGCCAGUUUCGCCGCGUGCUACAACGCGUGCGGUCGCCUGCACGGAUCCAUGGCUGACCGGUGCUUUGAGAAGACAUUGUUCACGGACUGCGACAGGCAGGACGUGUUGUACUCAUGGUGGGUGUUCUCGGGCAAGAACUGCGUCCGGUGGAAUUUUCCACGUGGUCUUUGCCCGGACGACAAGGAGUCCGGCACGGCUGUGUUCGCUAACCACUCUGCAUGCGUUGUUCGCUGCUUGUCAUCUCCGAAAGCUGACGAAAUUAGCGCAUUCAACGACAGCGAGAGGAGCGGAAGGUGCCGGCAACCGAAGGCGAAGAUUUGCACGUCGGAACAGCUGCGCUUUCCAUACUUCGCCGAUAUUUUGGGAAGCGGCCGUGGACACUGUAUCAGAGCGACCUCGGAAACCCUGCUCAUGCACCGAUGCCUGGUAGGGGCCAACCGCUUCGGCACAGUUGCGGCUUGUAGUGAGGCUUGUGAGCGCCGGAAGACCUAACUGUUUUGUGACACAAGUGCUCCAUUAGUUUGUUGGCACCACAGUGUGCCAUAAGUGCGGAAAUAAAUCGUAGUAUUCAUAUGGAAGCGUAGUCCAGGCAAACUGCUGC
This is a messenger RNA of Dermacentor andersoni, 794 nucleotides long. Lineage: Eukaryota; Metazoa; Arthropoda; Arachnida; Ixodida; Ixodidae. The record is from RefSeq and is a predicted model, not a curated record.